Messenger RNA from Amoebophrya sp. A120, 249 nucleotides. Lineage: Eukaryota; Dinophyceae; Syndiniales; Amoebophryaceae. The record is from the annotation of a GenBank genome assembly.
AAGAGAUUGCAGCGCGGGCAGCGCCACACCAACGCGGAAACGAGUGAAGCGGGAAAGAACGCUCCUACUUCGACAGCUCCAGGAAAUCCUUCAACGGGUCCCGGGGCCAGUAGUAACAAAACAACUCGUCCUCGAGCUCGCAGCUGGUCCUCGAUAUGUUCAUCCGACGACUCAGAUCACGACCCCCGUGGAUCCGGAUACAACAAGCGGAAGGGACUGCGGCUGCAGAGUGACCCCAAUCGGUUCUGG